AUGGUUGUAGGACGGUUGCUGUUGGCGUCGAUUCUUGUGACUGCAGUUGCUACGGAAUCUGUUCAUUGGCAAUGGCGUGAAAUCCGUUGUAAAGAGAACGAAACCAACGAACAAGGACAGGCUUCUGCUUGUGAGCUCCAACUAAAGGAGCAUGAGAAUGACGAGAAUCCACGUGUCGUUCCAUUCAACACCUGUACCGAUGAAACCGUCAACGGAGAACUAAAAACCUACUGUGACAUUCUCUGCCCAGGAGCUGACACCGCUUACAGAAUCACGAGAUGGCCACAACAACAUAAGACAUGCUUCAGUCAUACCACUUAUCGAUUGGAGAGAAGAGAAGAUAACUUCUAUCUUUGGAGAUCUGGAGACUGUCGUACCUCGACAAUUGGUUUCACAAUCCGUUGCGAGUUCAAAUCCCCACGCGACGACUUCCUUUCUGAUCAAGAACUUUUCCGUGUUGCCAGAAGACUAACAUAA
Messenger RNA from Caenorhabditis remanei, 477 nucleotides. RefSeq lists its product as uncharacterized. The coding region runs from base 1 to 477 and encodes 158 amino acids. The transcript has 4 exons. The record is from RefSeq and is a predicted model, not a curated record. NCBI's taxonomy places the organism in Eukaryota, Metazoa, Nematoda, Chromadorea, Rhabditida, Rhabditidae.